This is a messenger RNA of Aspergillus wentii DTO 134E9, 563 nucleotides long. RefSeq lists its product as uncharacterized. Lineage: Eukaryota; Fungi; Ascomycota; Eurotiomycetes; Eurotiales; Aspergillaceae. The transcript is spliced from 2 exons. The record is from RefSeq and is a predicted model, not a curated record. The annotation marks the transcript as partial. Gene Ontology annotation, cellular component: mitochondrion; mitochondrial inner membrane. Gene Ontology annotation, biological process: mitochondrial respiratory chain complex IV assembly.
GCACAUUGGGAGGCUGCGAUCAAGCCUAGUGGUGUCGCAUCGCGAAUGAUUGAUUCUCCAUUUUGAUUUUUAUAUAUUUUGGUAUUGUCGAUAUUUUUGACGAUUAUCUGGUAAUUGGAUGCUGUGAAUAACUUGGUCAAUUAAGGAGUUCAGACAAAUCGCGAGACUGGGAAAAAUUAAAGCAAUCACCGAACACAUCCCGCAUCCUCCGCAAAACAACCAAAGCCACCAGGGGCCUAAAUAACUACACUUACCUACACAUACUCACACUCACACUCACACUCACAACAAUGUCUUUCAUCCUCCGCAGACUGCAAGGUGGCAACCUUGAAAUCGCCAAAUUUGGCAUGUACGUCCUCUUCCCCAUUGGAUGGAUGUACUACUUCGGCACAAACCUCGACGACCGCUUUAGCGUUUCUGGCUUCUGGCCUUCCGCAGAACAAUCACAUAAGAUUCCAUUGGAGAAGGAGGAGAUCGACGCUGAGCUGAAGCGGAUGCGGAUGGUGGAUGCUGUUCGGCGGGAGCGGAGACAACAAAGGGAGGCUUUGGAGACGCAGACACAG